AUGACUGUCAGCCGAGCUGAUGCUCGUUCAAUUAAUAUGAGCGAAGUAGUGGCUGUAACACCUAGUGGUGGAUCGUCACGCCAGGAAAGCGUGGCACACAUCAAAAGGCAUAAAUUAGCCAACUGUAAUGUUCCUCUUGUCCACGGACGAUCAAAUCCACCGAUCAACACCCGUAGUAGACUGACCACGCAUCAACGGAAUCAUAGUUUGGAUUUUAGGUCAAUGGGUAUCCUGUUGCCGCCAGUGCCGCAGGCAAGUGCGACCACGUUGACGCAUCAUCAUAGAAAUCGAAGUCUCGAUUCCGCGUUGCAACGAAUCCCCGAGGUGGACGUUACGCCGAGUCCAGAAUGCGAGACGACGCCAACGCCGGUAGCUAAAACCACGGUGCCGGCGUGCAAAGGGCGCAGCCGGGAACGCGAGGAUCUCGCCAGUCUCGGCUCGGACGACUCGGGUAUACUUUGCGGUUCCGACAGCGGCUCCAGUGACGCGACCAACGCGGCCACCAGAGAGUCGAGCGUCGAUCACCUUCACAGUCGCGAGAGCCUCGACUCGUCCUUGUCCCAGCCAGGUGACAUGGAUAGCGUGGACGCGGUGGACGGCGAGGAAAGUAGUGCUCCAGUGUCAGUGUCGGUACCGGUGUCACCCGUCGAGCUGGUGCACUUGAGUGAACCUUCAUCAAAAAAUCCCGGUGAUCUUAGUCAGCCGCAUAAACAUGAGAACGCGGCCAGUGAUUCCGAUUCGCAGGUAAUGCGGUCCGGUAACACGGUCUGUACCGUUCAAGAACUAGAGACUCACGAGUACACCGGUGAAGAACGACACGACGAUAUGACGGUCGACGCGAACGAUAAACAGAGUGAACUGACCGGUGCUGCUAUGACGUUGUGCUGCGGAACGACCGUGCAAUCGGAAACUAUCGAGGCAGCUGUUAAGAAACAGACUGGUAUCGUUUGUCGAAGGCAAGAGACUGUUCAACCGAAACCAUCCGAGGGAUGUUUGCUCAGAUUGUUCGAGAGUCAAAUUUUCGACAUGUCCAUGGCGAUCUCUUAUCUUUUCAAUUCUAAAGAGCCUGGAGUUCAAAGCUAUCUUGGGAACAAGAUGUUUAGUUUCCCAGAUAAUGAUGUGGACUUCUAUUUGCCACAAUUGGUUGUAAUGUACAUACAACUUCAUGAUGUUACAGAAGUUCUUUAUCCAUAUCUUGUCCAUAGGUGUAGACAGUCGGCUGAUUUUUCGUUAAAAUGUGCCUGGCUAUUAGAUGCAUAUAGUUCUGAUGCUCAUCUACCAUCCAAAAAGAAGUCUCAUGGGACCAAACUAAAAAAUCUUAUUCUCUCAGAUGAACUCAGGCCAAAAGGAAAUGAGAAUAGAAAACGUGUAGCUGGAUUGCAAACACCUGCGCCACCGCCGUUAACUGCGAUGCAGAGUGUUACAUCUCCUAAUAAAAAGACACACCAAAGAUCUCAAUCUGAUGCCACUGGAUUAUUUCAAACACUACGUCGUAGCCAUUCCGGUACAAUAAAUAAAGUAAGUCUUGGGGACCUGAGCUCUGGUCGAGCAUUUGACAAUGGUUGUACCUGUUUUUAUUCCUGCCAAGGUGUGGUAAAUGAUUUACGAGGACAAAAAACCGACUGCUUUUGCAAUGCGCCGCGUCUUGCUCCAGAACUCGAAUUUAUACAAGCAUUAAUAUCAAUUGGUAAAUUACUUGGAACUAUUCCAACAAAAGAAAGUAAAACUGUUCAAUUAAUAGCAGAGCUUAAUACUCUCAAUUUGAAUCUACCUGCAAGGGUGUGGCUUCCUUUGCACAGUUCAGUACCACAUCAUAUCGUACGAGUGCCACCUCAAUACGCCGCUGUCCUCAAUAGUAAAGAUAAGGCACCGUAUAUAAUUUAUGUUGAAGUGUUAGAAGUAGAAGAUAUUUAUACAUCGCCUGUACCGACAAAAAUAGUGGGUUGCUCGUUAAGGCAUACUAAAUCAGAAGAAAAUUUAACAGGAGGCGAACAGUCUAAUGUAAUUGAUUCAUCAAACAUAUCUUCUUCUGAAACACAACAUAGCAUGCCACCGAUUAGGCAAACUCCGGUUAAAAAUAUUUCUCCGUAUUCCGUUAGAAAUACGGAAGUCGCAUUUAAUUUCCCCGAUGAUGAUCCUAACGACUGUUGGAGCCAAGAAGACGAUGAAAUCACGCAACAGUAUUUACAACUUCGUAAACCAAAAGAUAGAGACACGAUAUCUCAAUUAAGCCAAGAAUCAUCAGAUAGUAAAGAACCAAUAUUUGUACCUGGUGAUAUAAAGAGGCGGUUAAGCGAAAUGGCUGCUGCGCCUAGUGCAACGUUUAAUCAUGAUCCGGAAGAUCCGUCGGCUGCCGUUUUGAAGGAACCAUGGGAACUGAAACAACGUCGCAUAAGAGCUUCCAGUCCAUACGGUCAUUUGGCAUCCUGGAGACUUCUUGCUGUUAUCGUAAAGUGCGGCGAUGAUCUUCGACAAGAACUUCUUGCUUCGCAAUUACUUUCAAUGUUACAAAAAAUCUGGCAGGAUGAACACGUACCCCUUUGGGUGCGACCAUACAAAAUUUUAUGCUUAUCAAAUGAUAGCGGUUUAAUCGAACCAAUUUUAAAUACUGUAUCGCUUCACCAAGUGAAGAAACAGUGCCAAUUAACGCUUUAUCAAUAUUUCGAAAGAGAAUUUGGUCCGUCUACGUCAGAAGCAUUUACCAUCGCGCAAAGAAAUUUUAUUCAAAGUUGUGCAGGAUAUUGUCUCGUUUGUUAUCUUAUUCAGGUUAAAGAUCGUCACAAUGGAAAUAUCUUGCUUCAUCGCGAUGGUCAUCUGAUACAUAUAGAUUUUGGAUUUAUUCUUUCAACUUCGCCAAGAAACUUAGGAUUCGAGACCAGCCCGUUUAAAUUGACCCCCGAGUUUGUAGAAGUGAUGGGCGGAAGUCAAUCUAAACAGUUUCAAGAAUUCAAAAAUUUAAUUCUUCAAGGGUUCAUUGCAGCACGAAAGCAUAUGGAAAAAAUAGUUAAUCUCGUAGAGAUCAUGUUAUCAGGAUCACAACUUCCGUGCUUUCGAAGUGGUGGUGCAGCAACGGUUCAAGGGUUGAAAAAUAGAUUCCACCUAACGUUGACGGAGGAUCAGUUACGUCGACAUGUGGAGGACUUAGUUGAAGCCAGUAUCCAUUCGUGGUCAACUAAAUUAUAUGAUCGGUAUCAAUAUUUCGCAAAUGGCACCCUUUAAUAAUAACAUAAAUUAUUGUUUAUAUGGCAAGGAUAAUGAUUUUUAUAAGAAAACAACAAAAUUUGAUAAUAUGGUAUUCCUUCCAGAAAUGUUUAAACUUGUAGCAUUCCGUAAGCACAAAGUAUCUUUGAACCUAAUUACUCGAUCACACGCGAGUAUGAUCGGUACAUAGGAAAUGCUAUCUAAAACAUAGAUUUAUUCCAGAUAGGAUAAGCUGAUUUCAGUAUAUUAAUUUUUAUUUUCUCUUAAAUUAUUCCUUAGUUUCUUAAAAUAAUAUGAUAGUUGCCUUUUAUAAAACUUGUACAAAUACUACGUUUAUCAAUAAUUAAGGGAUUAUUUGUGAAAAGUGUUGUUUACAAAAACUUCAUGCCACGUAUACCUGUAAAAAGAAAAAAAGAAAGAUGAAGAAAGAAACGAUAAACGAAACAGGGAAUAAUUUAUGAAAUUUUUAUCGUUACGUUAAGUAAUAUUAAAUAUGUAUAAUUGGUUUUGUUGUAUACGUUCAAAUGACUAUGUAUGCCUUAUUGGCAAGAACGAGUUAACUAUGGUCGGUGCAGACUUGGUGAAACUGACUGAAUGUUGGACUGCUAAAUCGUUAUAGCCUAUAACAGCGUAAUUUGUUAAAGGUGCCUUAUUUGUAGAAAAUGGUGGAACGAUCAAAUUUGAACACAGUGAAGUGACUACGUGUGUUGAUCUACUGAAAAAAAAAAGAAAGAAACUGAUCUAUUAUAAAAAGGACAAUCUAUAAUUUGUACAUAAAUACAUUGCAUAAACUUUUGUCGAAUUCCUUUCAUAGAUAAUUUUCGGCAAUAAAUAAUCCCACCACGAUUAAUAUGAAGGAAUUACAUGGUAUUUAAGGUUCGAAUGAAAUAUUCGGAGUGAAAGAAGCGUGCACGAAAGCUCAGAUAUUAGCAGAAGACGAAUACUCAAAAUAUUUCCUACUUUAUAGAUUACUAUUACUAUAAAUACGUUUAAUUAUAAUAAUUAAGAGUAACUAUAGAGUUAAAAUUUAAGGAUCACAUUUGAAAGUUUUUACAUGUUCUUAUUACAUACAUACAUUAAAUAGUCAUAAUGCGAAAAUAUCUUAGUUGUGUGAGGAUAGUUAUUUAAUAGUAUUUCUGCGUUAAUAUGUUUGUUUAAGUAAGUAAAUUAUAAAGUAAAGGAGUAUUGUAUAUAAAGUGACAAAUUUUAUCAAUUAUCAGUUAAGAUUAAAUUGAGAAUGAAUGUUUGAAGCAAAAUCAAAGUCGCAACGAGCCAGCCCAUCAACGAAUUUUGGGCUCUCUGACUUCCAAGUGUCUUAACUCUUUCUUCUGUCGUAACCGUCUCAUGAUAGAAAGGCGGAUCAGAGAUCAUGAAAUAAUUGAUAUUGCAUAACGCUCAAUACACUUUGCAUUUUAACAUUGUACGUUUACGUAAUAUCAUUGUGCUAAUUUUUAUUAGUUAUAUUCCGUGAAAUUUUACUGUUUCCUACACUCGAAUCGUAAGUGUUUUUCCAUUAAUUUCAUAUAAUAAAAAUUUCAAUCUUCUGUACAAUUUUAAACAAUUAACAUCUCUGAUUUGCCUUCUUCUUUCGCUAGCAAUUAUGAGCUACUGAUAAUAUCAAUUAUUAAAUAAAUAUGAAAUUUAAUCAAA
Molecule: messenger RNA, 4851 nt
Organism: Osmia bicornis bicornis
Lineage: Eukaryota; Metazoa; Arthropoda; Insecta; Hymenoptera; Megachilidae
Gene: fwd
Product: phosphatidylinositol 4-kinase beta
Biological process (GO): phosphatidylinositol phosphate biosynthetic process; phosphatidylinositol-mediated signaling
Cellular component (GO): membrane; cytoplasm
Molecular function (GO): 1-phosphatidylinositol 4-kinase activity
Source: RefSeq, a predicted model, not a curated record